AUGGCGGUAACCGAUGGCACAAGCUCCACUCGCACGAUCCCAACGGUCGACAUCAGUGCAUGGCUCUCGGACAGCGCCUCGGCGUCGGAGAAACAGAGGGUGGUAGACGACAUGAGCAAAGCUUGUAGCACAUAUGGCUUCUUCUAUCUUGUCGGUCACGGUAUCACCCCUGAAAUGCAAGCCAAGGCACUUGAAGUCGAUCGUCUGUUCUUCUCCUUGCCCAAAGAAAAGCGUAUGGAGGUGUGGAUUGGCAAGUCUCUGGGCAAAUCAUUCAGAGGAUAUGAGCCCGCUGGUAUGCAGACACACCAUGAAGGUCUCCUUCCAGACACCAAAGAGACUUUUAUGGUUGGCAGAGAGGUGGCACUAGAUGAUCCUGAUUGUGGUACAUUCUCCACAGGCCCGAAUCUCUGGCCGACAUCUCUGCCAGAUGACCAGUUCCGCAUCCCCAUCUUAGAAUACCAAGCCAAGAUGCUUGACCUUGUCGGCAUCUUACUGAAGAUCCUGGCACAGGGACUGCCUAAGGAAUGGAACUGUCCAGAAGAUGUCUUUGACAAUCUUACCGUCGAUCCUUCCAUCCCUAUGCGAUUUCUUCAUUAUGCAGCUCAACCACAGCGCCCCGAGAAUCAGUUUGGCGUAGCUGACCACACUGAUUUUGGCUGCGUUUCGGUGCUACUGCAGGAACCAGGAACUAAGGGGCUUGAAGUUUGGUAUCCGCCUACCGAGGAAUGGGUGCCGGUUCCGGUCAAAGAGGGCGCGUUUGUCAUUAAUAUGGGUGACAUGAUGCAAAUCUAUACCGCGGGUUAUUACCGCAGUGCACGCCACCGAGUGCUUACAAAUACAGACAAGGAGAGACAUAGUGUAGCCUUUUUCUUAAACGGCAAUUUGAAAUUAGAGUGUAAGCCACUGGAUGGGUCUGGAGGAGAAACGAUUGUUGGGGAGCAUAUCCGGCAAAGAUUGGUUGAUACGAUGGGAAAGGCUGGCGAGGUGCUCCAGUAG
Colletotrichum navitas is the source of this 996-nucleotide messenger RNA. Its product is annotated as citrinin biosynthesis oxygenase CtnA. Bases 1 to 996 code for a protein of 331 amino acids. The record is from RefSeq and is a predicted model, not a curated record. Lineage: Eukaryota; Fungi; Ascomycota; Sordariomycetes; Glomerellales; Glomerellaceae. Gene Ontology annotation, molecular function: 2-oxoglutarate-dependent dioxygenase activity. The transcript is spliced from 2 exons.